AUGUCAAUAAAUUCACGAUUCUCUGAUGCAAGGGAAAUUUUAAAGGACUUAUGUCUUUUAUCACCUGAAAGAUUAUUAAAAUGUUCUAAAGAAAAAAAGCCACUUCCAGUAGAUUGUUUUAAUUAUAUUUCUAAUUGGGCAAAAGGUAUUGAUACAGCAAGUUUAAGAUUAGAAUAUAUCCAAUUUAGUAGUAGUUUAAGUGAGUUACUAACUGGAUUAAACUUGACUACUAAAUCACAUGGGGAUAAUAAUGAGUCCAAAUACAAUGAGCUACUCAAUGCAAACAUUAGCAGUGAUGACGAUGAUGAAGAAAUUAAUGACAUUUCUUUUGGCGAAGGAACAAAAAAUGUAAUUAAUAUUGAAUCCAUUCUUCAUGUAUUUUCUAAUUACACUUUAGUGCCUGCUUUUCCAAACUUAUAUCAAGCUUUUAAAGCACUUGGUACAAUACCAGCAUCGUCUGCAUCAGCUGAACGUUCUUUUUCAAAGGUCAAAUUGAUAAAAACAAGACUGCGAUCCACAAUGCAACAGGAAAGGUUAGAAAGCCUGAUGUUGAUAAGCUGCGAAAAAGAUAUUUCCAUUGGUAUCAAUGAAGUUCCUAAAUAUUUUUAA
Messenger RNA from Macrosiphum euphorbiae (potato aphid), 609 nucleotides. NCBI's taxonomy places the organism in Eukaryota, Metazoa, Arthropoda, Insecta, Hemiptera, Aphididae. The record is from the annotation of a GenBank genome assembly.